CAGGGGCCCGCGGCCUCCCCCGACCGGGGGGCGCGGUGACAGGCCGCGCGGGGGCGGAGGGGCGGGCUCGGAGGCAGUGGCAGCCCCUCCUCGGGCCUGCGGCUCCCUACGUCCCCGCGGAGCGGCCGGCAGUAAAGAAUGCUGAUGGAAGAACCAUUUUCCUAAUUUUCAAAUUGUUGAGCUGGUUGCCAUGAUGGAUGAUCAGCAAGCUUUGAACUCAAUCAUGCAAGAUUUGGCUGUUCUUCAUAAAGCCAGUCGACCAGCUUUAUCUUUACAGGAAACCAGAAAAACAAAAUCUUCAUCACCAAAAAAGCAGAAUGAUGUUCGAGUCAAAUUUGAACAUAGAGGGGAAAAAAGAAUCCUUCAGUUCCCCAGACCAGUUAAACUGGAAGACCUGAGAUCUAAAGCUAAAAUUGCCUUUGGACAGUCUAUGGAUCUCCAUUAUACCAAUAAUGAGUUGGUAAUUCCAUUAACUACCCAAGAUGACUUGGACAAAGCUGUGGAACUGCUGGAUCGUAGUAUUCAUAUGAAGAGCCUCAAGAUAUUACUUGUAAUAAACGGAAGUACACAGGCUACUAAUUUAGAACCAUUGCCAUCACUAGAAGAUUUAGAUAACACAGUAUUUGGAGCAGAGAGGAAAAAGCGGCUUUCUCUAAUAGGUCCCACUAGUAGAGAUAGAAGCUCCCCUCCCCCAGGAUACAUUCCAGAUGAAUUACACCAGGUUGCCCGGAAUGGGUCAUUCACCAGUAUCAACAGUGAAGGAGAGUUCAUUCCAGAGAGCAUGGACCAAAUGCUGGACCCAUUGUCUUUGAGCAGCCCUGAAAAUUCUGGCUCAGGAAGUUGUCCAUCACUUGAUAGUCCUUUGGAUGGAGAGAGCUAUCCAAAAUCACGAAUGCCUAGGGCACAGAGCUACCCAGAUAAUCAUCAGGAAUUUUCAGACUAUGAUAACCCUAUCUUUGAGAAAUUUGGAAAAGGAGGAACAUACCCAAGAAGGUAUCAUAUUUCAUAUCACCAUCAAGACUAUAAUGAUGGUCGUAAAACUUUUCCAAGAGCUAGAAGGACCCAGGGGACCAGCUUCCGGUCUCCUGUGAGUUUCAGUCCUACUGACCACUCUUUAAGCACUAGCAGUGGAAGCAGUAUCUUUACGCCAGAGUAUGAUGAUAGUCGAAUAAGGAGAAGGGGAAGUGACAUAGACAAUCCUACUUUGACUGUAAUGGACAUCAGCCCACCCAGCCGCUCACCUCGUGCUCCAACCAACUGGAGAUUGGGCAAACUGCUUGGCCAGGGAGCAUUUGGCAGGGUCUACCUCUGUUAUGAUGUCGAUACAGGAAGAGAAUUGGCAGUUAAACAAGUUCAGUUUGACCCUGAUAGCCCUGAAACCAGCAAGGAAGUAAAUGCACUUGAGUGUGAAAUUCAGUUGUUGAAAAACUUGCUGCAUGAGCGAAUUGUUCAGUAUUAUGGCUGUUUGAGGGAUCCCCAGGAAAAAACACUUUCCAUAUUUAUGGAAUAUAUGCCAGGGGGCUCAAUUAAGGACCAAUUAAAAGCAUAUGGAGCUCUUACUGAGAAUGUGACUAGGAAAUACACCCGUCAGAUUCUGGAGGGCGUACAUUAUUUGCACAGUAAUAUGAUUGUUCAUAGAGAUAUCAAAGGUGCAAAUAUCCUGCGGGAUUCAACAGGCAACGUCAAACUAGGAGAUUUUGGGGCCAGCAAACGGCUUCAAACCAUCUGUCUUUCAGGGACAGGGAUGAAGUCUGUCACAGGCACACCAUACUGGAUGAGCCCCGAAGUAAUUAGUGGAGAAGGCUAUGGCAGAAAAGCAGACAUCUGGAGUGUGGGCUGUACUGUGGUGGAAAUGCUAACUGAAAAGCCUCCUUGGGCAGAAUUUGAAGCUAUGGCUGCCAUCUUUAAAAUCGCCACUCAGCCAACAAACCCAAAGCUGCCACCUCAUGUCUCAGACUAUACUCGAGAUUUCCUCAAACGGAUCUUCAUAGAGGCCAAACUGAGACCUUCAGCUGAUGAACUGUUAAGGCACAUGUUUGUGCAUUAUCACUAGCAGCCAGUAACCUCUCCUGUGCCUCUACCCAGCUCCCAUCAAUUCAUUCACCUUCUCUCUGACUGCACUUUUCUUUUUUAUAAAAAAGAGAGAUGGGGAGAAAAAAAGACAAGAGGGAAAGUAUUUCUCUUGAUUCUUGGUUAAAUUGUUUAAUAAUAAUAGUAACCUAAAUUUUUUAUAUUUAAUCUUUUUUUUCCCUUAUAAGAACUUGAAACUCCUUUUUUUUUUAAUUUUUUAUAAUGUACUGAUGUGGUUCAGAGAGAUAAAGCACUUUAGUACAUAGUUGCUCUUUUUAGUACAAACAAAUCAUUUAGAAUACCUAAGGAUUGUAGAGUCUUUCCCCAUGUCACUAACAGAUUGGUGGUGAUGGGGAGACAUGGAAAACAAGGAGAAGAAAAUGAUGUAUGAUUUGUAGUUUUUAGUGAUUAGUAUUUAAAAUAGGUCCUCAUUUGUGGGGUUGAGCCCUAAACUUGAGUUUAGGGUAGGUACUCAAAGAAUAUAGGUUCCUUCUUAGAUCUGUAUUCUUUAGAUCUAACCUCUGUCUACCAAGCUUUUUGCUCAGUAGGAAUCUUGAUAUAAAAUACGAAUCUCUAAGAGGUAUGUUUAUUUGUUAAUCCUAACCAGUAUAAUAAGCAAAUACACUAUAAUAGAUCCAUGUUACUGGAAUCUGUAAACCUUGAGGGAUAGCUUUCUGCUUAAAAAAAAAAAAUACUAUUUUAGAGUAAAGCAGAUAUGGGAAGUCAGUGAGCAAAUCCAAAUUAAAAGGCAAAAAGAGAUUGCUCUAAUCCAGUGUGUGGGCAGAAGAAUCCACAUUUGCCAGUUAAUAGAAAUAAUGAAAAGAAGAACUAAAUGUUGUUUAGUAUAUUUUAAACUAUGGUCUUUAUUGGAGGGAGGAAGUUCCAAAAUUAAGGGAAAAGAGAAAUAAUCAAAAUCAUGUAUACUAUAUCUUCCUAUUUCUAACUCCUGAUUCACCAUAGAUAACAUUCUUUGGGAACUAAGAAUUUAACUUGGGGUAUCCACAUGUUAAAGCUAGUGUCAUGAGAUAAAAAUCCUCAUUCUUGGGAUCACAGAAUACUAAAGCACCUCAAAAAAUAGCUACUGUGUAAAAUAGUGGUUCACCAGUGUUGGGUGGGGAUAAUUUUGCUUUGCAUUUGGCAAUGCCUGGAGACAGUUUUUCAUGUCACAACUAGAAGGAUGCUAGUGGCAUUGGGUAGUCUUGAGGCCAGGGAUGCUGCCAAAAAAACUACACUAUACAAAUACAGCAUCCCCCUCUGCCAACAAAGAAUUAUCCAGACCAAAAUAUUGAAAGUGCCGAAGUUGAGAACCUGAUGCAAAGACCAGCCCCAGUUAUAAACUGAAAAUAGCCAUUUACAGAGUAGAUUCCUUGCUAAAAGUAAAUUUCAGAGAGAAAAUGAUGCAAUGCAAAAUAAGGGUUUUACAGGAGCAGAUACCACUACUUCAAGUCAAGGGUGAACAAUCUCAACAAACAUCAAAUAGCAAUCCUUUCCUUACCAGCUGUGUAUUACACCCAAAUCAAUAACUUCCAUUGUAGAAACAAAAUGAAUUUAAAUAUGGAGCCUAUUAAACCCAGCCAUCUGUAUAUAUUCUUUCCUCAAAAGUCAGUUCAUAAUUGUGGGAAAAGAAAAGCAUAUCAAAACAAACUAUUAACUAUUUUAUAGGAAGGUUUAAAACUGUCAGGUAUUUCUAGUGUAACAUAUCCACCAAGAGCAAGGACAUCCAGUGGAAAGAGGCAGCUGGGAAACUCCCACUAUCUCUGAUUUCUGCUACUGAAAAAUAUGAAUAAUGCAGUAAUUUAGCUACUUGCAGUUUGCUUCAGCAUAUUAAAGCAAGUGCUAAGUACUUUAUUUUUAAAGGUUAGGAAAUAUUAGUCUUUCUGGAGGCCGUAAAUGUGAAGCCUUUCAUAGGAUUCAUAAGGGACUCUGGUAUUUUAUUUUCUGCUAAGAGGUAUGCUCUUCUAGGGACUCUUUUAAAAUACGUUGUUUCUGAAGUUAGGUAGAUCUUGGUUUCCUGUAUCAAGGUCCUAUCUGGCAUUUUCUGUAGGAAUAUUUGAAAUUCCACUAGGUAGUCUGAGAAAAAGUCAAAGCACAAAUAUGGUUGUCAAAGCUUCUCCCAUACCUUUAUGAUCAAAGGAAGCAGCUUGCAAGGAAGAAUAUUAAUUAGUGGCCCCUCCCCCUUGAAAAUCAACUGCCAAAUCUUGUGCUAUAAACAUAGUCCCCAAGGAUGUGGAUCUAUUAUAAUUUCUUUUGUCUUUUAUGAGUGAAGGCAUCUCUUCUGCUUGAGCAAGAUCAUGGUAUCUGGACCAGUGGGCUUUUCCUUCAUUCCUUUGUCUUGUGUGGUUUUGAUUUCCUUUUAGCUCAUUUUUGGUCUGGCAGGGUAACCAGCAGUGCAGAAUAUGAGACAAAUGCUCUUUAGGGAGAAAUCUUGGGGGGGCUGUGAAACCCAAAGCAAAACCGUUUGCUUUUUCCAGUCUCUUUUUCUUCUCUAAAUGCUGUGGAAGAUAAAAUCACCUGUACUUUAACACUGCUGCAGGAGACCUUUGUUUUAUAAGAAAAAUAUGGGAAAGUAUUGUUCUUUAUGUAAAGACUUAAAAGUAGACUAAUAGUUUACAGAAUUAUUAUAUAAAAUGUGAUGUGAAUUUAUUUCAAACAAGUUGUAAAGGUACCAAAAAUGACAAUAAAAGUUAAUAUAUAUAAGAACUACUAGAAGAAAAAAGCUUGAAGUGGGAUGAGGUAUGAAAGACCAAAAGUAAAUUUUAAAAAAAUCUUUGAAAGGAAACCCCUCUAUUAGUAUUAGGGGCAGUUAAAUAUGACACUCCAAUUUUUUUCUUUCUAAUGGUAUGGAUCAACAAAUGAAAUUUGAACUUUUAAAAAUGACUCUAAAUGUAUUUUGUUUUUUAAAUGCACAACUGAUUCUUCUAUACUGUAAUGUUUCUUUGCUGAGGCUGGAAAAUGGCCAGACUGCUGACUUUGUGCCUUUAAAAUGCAUUCUGCUUUGAUAGUGGCAGACUUUUUGGUGCUGGAGAAGAUUCACUAGCAGUCUUACAUGUGCUUUUCAGGAAAUAUCUUUCUACUUAGGCCUUGAGAGAUUCAAAAUGGCAUGACUUAGGCUUGGACCAAAUAUAAGAUCUUUUACAUUGCAAACAAACUGUAUUGAAUAAAAGGGUUGAAAAAUAUCAUAAAGACUAAUGGAAAUUUUGAUGGUUGGUAAUUCUUUAAAAUGUAUUUAAAAGUAUACAGACUUUGAAAUUUUCAGUAUGACUAUCUUGAAAAUUUUUCCAUUUUUCUCUUUUACAAAACAUGUUUCUAACUUGAAAAUGGUUAAAGACGAUUGCCUUAGAAAGUUCUCAAAGGCAGUCAACCUUAUUAUAUGAGAGAUUGAAAUGUUAAUGCACAGGCUGAAAUGUAAAAGAAAAGUUAAAACUUAUUUCAGAGUAAAUUGAAUUGGCUUUCAGUUUGAGAGAGCCUUUAUUUUAUUCCCAAUAGAAAGUACAUUAAAAAGGUGCAAAUAUUUUUUUUACAAGAGCUCUCUGCUGCUUUAGUUCUUACAUAUGUCAGGUCUGGUCUGUAGUACUUCUGAGAUGGAGUGGUUAUAAGAUAUGUGAAAUCACUAAGAAAAUCAAAUCUGGAUAGUUUAUAGGGAUGACCAGGCUUGGGUGCAAAAGCCAGGGUGUUAGAUGCAAACUCUGAGCCACAGCAGAGCUCUGUGCCAGUGGUUUCAUUUGAGGUCUAGAGACCAAUAGCUUGAUACAGAAUCACCUGGUGUCAGUCAAAUAGAGGAAUCUAUCAAUUUCUUUUAAAGAGUGUGAAUCUUUUUCACUUGCUUAUUCAAUAAUUGUGGCUUAUUAUGUCAGGUACUAGAUUAACUUAUCCCUAAGUAGGUCAUAGUCUAGGAGGAACCUGGGCAAACAGAUAGACUUAUUUUAUGGCAUACCCUAACUCUGAAAGUUCAGUGAUGUUUUAAAAUGUUAUUGUUUUUUAUGAGAUGAGGGGAAACCAGUUUGGGCAAUCAUUGGCUGUUAUAAACUAAAAUCCUAUUAACAGGGAUUAAAAGUAUCCCCAAAUUGGAGGGACCCCAUAGGUCAGGCGGCCUCUGUCUCAGGACUCCCUCUUAUAUAAAAGUCCAGCCCCUACUCAAUUCUAGUGGUGAGGGGCAUAUAUCCCAUAACAUAGUGAGGGUUUUUUCCUGCUUUUUCUUUUAAAGGGAAAACAAUUUUUUAAAUCUAAAUUAUUAAAAUGCCCAAAAUAUUUGACAGAAGUUGAAUUCUUUCAAUAGUGUUACAUGUGCUAGGAUCAGGACAGUUUCUUAAGACCUUAUUGUUAUAUUAAGUUUGGCUUUUUUACAAAUAUAAUGCUCAUAUUUAUUUGAAUUUUAAGAUUAAGUUAAUGAAAAACAAUUGUUCAUUUUUGGUAGUGCCUUUUUCUCUUUAUGCCUUAAUUUUAUUUUAUAUCAAUAAUAAUUCAAGUUACCCACCACAGUGAAGGUUUUUCCAAAAUCAGUAGGCUUCAAGAGUUCAUUUGGCCUUAGGACUGUAUAUUGGCCCAUAAACCUUUCUUAAUGCCUGCUUCCUCCUCCUACCCUUUUCUACCUCUUUUUAUUUUACAUAUGUGUGUGUGUGUGUGUGUGUGUGUGUGUGUGUGUGUAUAUGUCCAUAUUUUACAUAUAUAUAUGUUCAAAGAGAAACAUUAGCAUUAGUCUGUGAUAGACACACUGCGGUCUCCACUAGACGUGAAUGCCUACAAUAAGGAUAGAAAGAGGUAUUCUAAUUCUAAAGAGACGUAGCAAAUUGUUUUCCAGUUUGGUAACUUGACUUUCAAUCACAUUGGCACUGUCCAAAUUCUUUGUAUAUCAUGGUUCAGUUAUGAUUUUCAUAGCAGAGCUAGAAUGGUUAAUUUUGCCCUAAAGAGGUAAUUUAAAUGGUUUACAAAUGUUAAGGCAAUGAGACUUAGGGCAAUGUGCAAGGAAUCCAGGGAUAGCAGUUCUGAUCCUUACUUUUUAACUAGCAUUUUGACUAAAGCUCUAGCUUACUUUUCUGUGAAGAGAGAAUGUGUGUGUGCGUGCGUGUGUGUGUGUGUGUGUGUGUGUGUGUGGGAGUUGGGGCAAGGGUGGGAAGGAAGGAAAGGUAUGAAUGUUCAACUAGAUUAGUCUCUGUUCUUAGAAGAACAACUGAAAUGUGUAUGACCUACUAAUGAUGGAUAAGUGUAAUCGUCUUCAGGUAGGAACGCCAGCACAUUUUCCACAAGUAGCUAGUACAAGUGAUUGUUUAAUAAAGGUAUUUAUUGUAAAUUGCCAAGCUCUUGGUUGGUAAAAGUAGAUUCAAAUUGAAUUUGUAUGUGUGUAUAAUAGUGAGCUUAUAUAUAAUUCUGAAAUAGAAAAUAAUUGAUUUUGCAUAGUUCUUCAUGAGCUCUUUGGAAUAGAAAUUCUUCCAGACUUUACAAAAACAAGCUUCCUUAGCUUACCAAGUGUUCAAAAGGAAAUUGUCUUAUACCUCUUUUUGGUUGGCUAGGGAAGGCGUGCUGUGAAGCCACUGUUCCUACUUCAUAGUUGUCUUUAGCUUUGCUUUGACUUCUGCCACAGUCUGGACAGGAUGCCAUAAUAGGUAUGGGAAGUAUCAGGGCCAGCCAUCUCUCCAUACUCACCUUUCAGAGCUGUAGAUGGUGAUGAGCUUUCAGGGGAGUCUAGAGAAUCUUCUUGGUGAUAGAGCAGACAUGGUUCAGUUUCAGAAAGCUGAGGGAGGAGUCAUAGUUAAAGAGAAUAAAUUUUUAUUUGUUGCCUCUAUACAGUCUCAUAUGUAACUCUUCCAUAUUUUUCAUAAGUAUGCAUUUUAACUGAUUGUAAUAUGAUAUUUUUGUUAAUAACAGCAAAGGCAUUGAGUCAGUGAGUACUGUUAUUCCCUAUGCCUGAUGACUCCUUGUUUGUAUUUACAAUCUGUAUUAUCGGAAUCACUUUAAACCAAAGCUUUUAUAUUCCCUGCACACAUAGCCAAAAUGAUUAUCACUGUUACUUCUGCCCACCUGUAAGCUAAUGGUAUAAACAUGUUAAAGCAGAUACUUGUAGAAUUUGUAUCUCAAUCUAUCCUUCAAGUAAAAAGACAGGUGCUCAGUGUUUGCAUUUAGACAUACAGAACUUACUUCAACUAUUACAGAACUACAUAAACGUUACAAAUUUGAGCUUGUACAUGUGCCAAUCUUACUGUCAUUUGACCAUCAAUGCAUAUACAUAUAUGUUGACAUAUGAUGCCUCAGGUUGGUGGCAUACUUUCUUCCUAGUGUCUUAACAUUUAUGAACUUGUGUUUGACUUGAGGGGCAUUUUAGGAAAGCUGUGAAGAAAAGUAGGUUAUGGGCUGAUGUCUGCUUUGUGCCGUCAACAUUUUGGAACGUAAGGAAGAGCCUGCUCUCCAGUAUACAUGCAGAAUUUGUCCCCACAUAAGGAUUUCUGAGUCCCUUCAUACCAGUUGAGAACAGUAAAGUUUGUGACUAUACUGAAAAGCACUUUUGUGUUCAUUUAUUUAUAUAUUUUUAGAAUAAAAAAACCCCGUGUAACUAGUGGUGAUUUUAGCAUAAGCAUUACUUGGAGGGAAGAGAUAAGUAACAGAGUCACAUCUUAAGCUCUAUUAGAUUCUUAGGCUCCAAAAUGGAUUUGACAUAUUCUCAUUUUUCCAAAGACUUUCCACCUGGAAUAAGAAGAAAGGACUAGUGGAAAUAUUUGAGUUGGAAAGGCUUAUGGGCAAAGGAAAGUGGGCCAAACCCUUGCAAUAUACCCUGUUCAAGUGCAAGUACAGUGUCUACGGAUAAGAAUACUUCUUUAAAAACAAACAGUUGUUUGUAAUACAAUCUUAAUUAGUAAGUAAAAAGUUUACAUUUUUUCUAUUGCUAUUGGUUUUAAAAUUUGCUACCCUGCAUUCUGAAAUAUUAUAAGAGUUAAUACCAAAAAUACUUUUAAUGUCUGACAUCUCUUACAUUUCACAUGGUUCUUUUUAUUCAAAUAUCAUUGUAAAUAAAAGUAAACUUGGAUAAAUUUGAGAAUAGACUUUUAAUUGUUGCAAACUAUGGUUGUCAAUUUGUAAAUUUACCCUUUGACCUAAUGUACAUUUUUUAAUGUAGCCAUUAAAGUGUCUAUAUUUAAUCUAUUAGUUUCUCUCUGUAAACGUUUUUAAUCUCAGUUGAAUGCUGGGCAGUUUAUAAUUAUGUACAAAGGUGUUUUUUUCCUAUCAAAGUUGACUUUUGCACAUUUUUGGAAAUGUUUAAUUUGUACACUGAUUUACUACUCUGACCAAUAAUUGUUGAUGGAUGUAUGAGUAUCAUGAAUGCGUGCAUUGAACUACUGUCUGUGUCUUUGUUUUAACUUCUUUCAAGAUGUAGCCAUCAGUAACUGCACUGCUAUUACUGACUUAAAUGGACCUUCUUGCUUUUACAAAGUAUACUUACCUAUGGUUCUAUCUUUGUUGAAGAACUCAGGAGUUCAACAUCACUUUCUGAUUUUAUAUGUAUUCUAAAAUCCAUGACUAAGUUGAAAGUAUGCUGGUAACUCUGCGUAUCAGGGGGUGUGUGUGGAGAUGUCUUUGUCUGUCUGUAGGCACAUGUAUAUAUCCCAGUAAUUUCUUACUUUCAUUUCACUUCUACAUUUUUAUGAACUUGUUUUAUAAGGGUACUGUUUAGUUAGAAUAAUUAAAUAUAUAUAAAAGCUUUCUGAGAGAUUAUUUACUAUAUGAAUAUAUUUUCAGCUGGCUGAUCAAAAAUAUUUUUUUAAUUUUGUUUUUAACCAUUUAAAAUGCAUUUGUAUUUCCAGAAUUGGAUGCAAAUUUACUUAGAUAUCAACUAAAAUACUCUUGCAAGGAAGGGCAUUGAAUUCUCUUGAGGAUUCUGUGAAAUGCAAAUUAAGAGGAAAAAUAGGUUUUAAAGCAGUAGCAAAAACACACUGUCCAUUAAAAUGGCCUUUGAAUUCUCAAAGCUAUGAAAAAAUGUGAGAAACUAAAUUGUCUUGAAGAGAUGUCAAGAUUUUUUAUAUCUCAAUUGCUGUUCGCCUGUCCUGUUGUUUUUGAAUAUUUCCUAUAUUCUACCCUAAAGAUUUCAACUUUUAGUUUUUCUCUUACUGGGCAAAGUCAGACCACAUUUAUAAAACAGUACAUUGACAUAUUGUGAUCCUCUGUAAUUGAGUAUAAAUUGGUUUAGAAAUAUUUGAACAUACAUUGUUGUGUCUUUAGACUGUACUGUGUAUUUUAAGUAACUGGCAGAAAAAGAAUUGGAAAUUUAAUUUCCAAUCUGACAAUGUUAUUGUACUUAAGGAAAACCUUGUUUUUAAUAUGCGGUACCACGUAAAAAUUAUUUGUAUUAGGAAUAAAGUCCACUGUUGAAGUUGAAUGUCACUAAGCGUAUUAUGUUACAAGGAGCCGGUAUGAUUAGAAAAACCUACCAGAAGCCAGAUACAGUGUGGUAUGUGCCACAUUUCAUGCACAUUUUGACUUUGUGUUGUUCAUUCAAAAUUGUGCUUGUAAAAAUGUAUAAAAUUUCUGAGUUUUACAAUUUUUUGUACUUAUUUUUUCUUGCUGGUAAAUAGCUUUUUUUUUUAAUCUAAUGUGAAAGAAACCAUGUUUAUAUUUUGUUAGUGAUCAAUGACUUUGUUUAUAUGGAAAUUUGUAUAUUGUUGGCUCACAUCUUUGUUUAGAUUUAUCGUGCAUGAAGGCCUGCAAUAAUUAGCACAAUGAAAAUUGCUUUUUCUUACAUGUUCAUUUUUUGAAAGAUUGUGGUGCAAAGGCUUACUCUGAGUAACCUUCUGGACUUUGGAAUGAAUAUAAAUGAAUGGCACUUUGAGUGUUAAUAAAGCUGAUAUUUAUUUCCACUGUGA
Zalophus californianus (California sea lion) is the source of this 10916-nucleotide messenger RNA. RefSeq names its product mitogen-activated protein kinase kinase kinase 2 (gene MAP3K2). Gene Ontology annotation, biological process: protein phosphorylation. The coding region runs from base 191 to 2053 and encodes 620 amino acids. Gene Ontology annotation, molecular function: ATP binding; protein binding; protein kinase activity. Lineage: Eukaryota; Metazoa; Chordata; Mammalia; Carnivora; Otariidae. The record is from RefSeq and is a predicted model, not a curated record. The transcript has 17 exons.